Molecule: messenger RNA, 3654 nt
Organism: Mycena citricolor
Lineage: Eukaryota; Fungi; Basidiomycota; Agaricomycetes; Agaricales; Mycenaceae
Source: the annotation of a GenBank genome assembly
GUCACCGCACUGAGCCCUGGGAAACAUGAAAGUACCCACGCAAGCCUGGUGACCACUGGAACACGGUUAUAACCUCUGCCGAGUGCCGCUCUCACCAAACAUCUUACUACUCUCCCCACAUCUGACUCUCGACAAUGGGAAAAGGCCGCAGAACGUUCAUCGUCGGGGCGGGGUGCACCGCGUUUAUAAAGCCUCGAGCGACUAGGACGACGGAGGAUAUGGGACUGGAAGCUGCUACCAAGGCUCUCUUGGACGCUGGUAUCACAUAUGAUGCGAUUGAGACGGCUGUUGUUGGGUACUGCUACGGGGACUCUACUUCUGGCCAGCGGGCACUGUACAAUCUGGGCUUGACGAACAUCCCUGUGACGAAUGUGAACAACAACUGCUCGACCGGAUCCACGGCGUUGUACCAGGUGAACCUUGCUGUCAAGCACGGCCAGGUCGACUGCGCGCUGGCUCUUGGUUUCGAGCGGAUGAAGCCAGGUUCUCUGGGCACCAAUUUCCCUGACAGAACUCCGCCAACGAUGCUCCUCAACAACCGCAGCUGGGAGAUCGAGAAGCAGGGCCUGGGGGAGAAUCACGGCCCGGGUGCGCCCCGCAUGUUCGCCAACGGAGCGCAGGAGUACUUCCAGAAGUACGGGGGAGACAUGGAGACGCUCGCUAAGAUUGCGUCCAAGAAUCACAAACACUCGGUCAACAACCCGUACUCCCAGUUCCGUGACGGCUGGAGCGUCGAGCAGGUCAUGCAGGCUCCCAAGAUCACUAAUGAGCUGACCAAGUUCAUGUGCAGCCCGACUUCCGACGGCGCCGCUUGCUGUAUCGUCGCAUCCGAAGACUUUGUGCAUGCACAUGGGUUGGAGAACCAGGCGAUCGAGAUCGUCGCGCAGAAUCUGACCACGGACGGGCCGGCAGCUUUCGAGAGCAACAGCGCGAUGGAAGUCGUUGGCUAUGGCAUGUCAAAAACAUGCGCAGACAAGACAUUCCAGGACGCCGGAUUCAGCGAUGGGCAGGGCAGAGACCUCGUCGGCGUCGUCGAGCUACAUGACUGCUUUGCGGCCAACGAGUUGAUCACCUAUCCUGCACUCGGUUUGUGUGCGGAGGACGAAGCUCACAAGAUGGUCGAGCGCGGCGACAAUACCUACGGUGGAAAGUACGUCGUCAAUCCUUCUGGCGGAUUGGAGGCCAAGGGACAUCCGUUGGGCGCCACUGGUCUCGGCAUGCACUUUUACAUCGCCAUGCAACUCAGAAACUGGGCCGGCCCUAUGCAGGCUCCCGGUCUGUUCGACAUUGCGGAUUCGCGCGGGAAAUAUGGUCUUGUGCAUAACGUUGGCCUGGGUGGCGCGGUUGUCGUUUCGCUGCUACGCCGGCCCGAGUUCUUCAAGCCCGGUGGAGAAGACGGCAGGGACAGACUGGGAUAUAACCACGCGCACAACUGCCGCCCCAUUACUAUGGCGGAUGUCGACAAGGUCAAGUCGAAGAAGAAUUCUCCGUACUUGCUCGAGCACGCGAAGCUGUGAUGGUAUUCCUCUUUAUCCAACAUGUAGUCAAGUAGCUAUCUGUGUAGUCCACUGUCCGACGCUUGUAUCGCUUCCAGGAGAUGUUGAGGAGUUGGCUUGCUGGCCAUGGCAUGCACUGUGAGGUGCGCAGUCUCCCUCAAGAAGUCCGUCGUAGUCGGUCCAAUCGAAGCUAUCCGUGUAGCCAGCAGUCGAUUAUCUACGCCGCGAAGAUCGAAAUGUUCUUGCAAGAAUGGUAUUGUGAACUCGGAACUAGACGGCGCAAAAAAGACGAUCCACCACAGGGCAGUGCCUGCAAAAGAUUGAAUCGGUCGUUCAUAGCGUCGACUGCGAAAGUACCCCGAUGUAUUGGUAGUCUCAGCACUGUGUCCAGAUCCUCUCGAAACCUGGACGAUCCGCGCGUCUCGUACACCUGCACAGUGUGCAGUUGGUGUCCUCCCGCAGCCAGAAUGUCAGGCAGCGUGUCCCGGUUCUUGUCCCCAGUCAAAUACAACAGCGGGCGGGGAUGGGGCGGGUCUCCCAGGUCCUGCAGCACAAAUCUGGCCAGUUCCUGACUGGUCCCCGACGACUCCCCCCGCACGUCACUCGGAGCAUAGGGGGAUUGCGGAUGCGCGGCCCGGAUCGCAGCCAGAGCGGUCGCAGUGGUGCUCCCGACGACAUAGAACGGCGUCCCAGUCCAAUCGGACGCCUGCAUCGUUCCUUGAGCAAAAUAAGCUGUUAGUACCGCAUCAUCUGCCGAUUCAAUCUCGGGAAAGACCUUGCGUUGGCCCGUCCUCCAGAGAGUCGACCGCCGCGCCCCAUGCCUCGCACGCGCGGGCGCUUGUGAUUAUCACCGCGUCGUAGGUGCAGCGGCCCUGCUCGCGCACGAGGGUGCGCAGUGCGUCGCCGUUGACGAGUGCGGUUUCAAGGACCGGGAGCGAGGUGCAGAGGUGUCCCGCCGCAGAGAAAGCGGUCUCAUAGCGGUCAGGGGUACCGGCAGGUGCUCUGAGCAGGAGGACGCUCGUAGACAUAGUGAGAACCAAAACCCCGGCCGCUCACCGGCUGGCUGGGGCCCGAUCUCGAGGCUAUCUACGCGAUCGAUCUUCGCACGGUGACCAUCGGCCGAAGUCACGUUCGGCUUUGAGUGUAAGUAUACUGGCUGCUACUGCUCGUCUCCCCACCAUGGCGCCGUUCAAGAAAGAAAACCCCGUCCACUCCAUGAUCGCAGGGACAACAGCCGGUGCCAUUGAGGCCUCGUUAGAUUCGUGACCUACCCCACUGAGUUCGUCAAAACCCGGACCCAAUUCGGCGGCAAAAAAGAAGGCCCCAUUGCCAUCAUCCGGGAGACGCUCAAGACCAAGGGCGUGACCGGGCUCUACUCUGGAUGCUCCGCACUGGUGGUCGGGAACGCUGCGAAAGCCGGGGUGCGAUUCGUCUCGUACGACCACUUCAAGAACGCGCUCGCGGACUCUGAGGGCAAGGUUUCGCCCGCACGCAGCCUACUCGCGGGCCUUGGUGCGGGAAUGGUCGAGGCCGUCCUAGCAGUCACUCCCUCGGAAACCAUCAAAACCAAGCUGAUCGACGACGCGAAACGCCCCGUCCCGCAAUACCGCGGACUCGUGCACGGCACCGUGUCCAUCGUCAAGCAAGAAGGAAUCGCAGGCAUCUACCGGGGCCUGUUUCCUGUGAUGAUGCGCCAGGGCGCCAACUCCGCCAUCCGCUUCACGACGUACUCGACCCUCAAGCAGUUUGCGCAGGGUGCGGCCCGGCCCGGCCAAACGCUGCCGACGACCAUCACGUUCGGGAUUGGGGCGAUCGCAGGGCUGGUGACGGUUUACACGACGAUGCCUUUAGACGUGAUCAAGACGCGGAUGCAGACACUGGAGGCGCGGGCGCAGUACUCCAACUCGUUCCACUGCGCGUACAGGAUCUUUACGGAAGAGGGCAUCCUCCGUUUCUGGACAGGAACAACGCCUCGUCUGACCCGACUUGUGCUCAGCGGUGGAAUCGUAUUCACAGUCUACGAGCAAGUGAUCAGUGUUCUGGGCGGACGGCAGGAGACAAGCGUCUGAGAUGUAUUAUCAGCAUUAGAAUACGUUAUCUAGAACUCUACUACGACAAUGGCGAUGACGACAGAUCAGGCUUGCCGGCAAGACUCUGG